UGUCACGAGCAGAGAAAACUUUGUGGAGCUGUGUGGCAGGAAAAGCCUUUUUUUGAAAUUCGGCCACGCAGUGUGUGGUAAAAAGGUGUCCAGGGCAGGUGGCCAGUGAAAAGUAGUCUAAUCCUCGCUUUUUAGGACGAUUUACAAAAUAUGAGUGCGUUGUUGUGCUUGCGCCUUUUAUUUCAUAGUAUUUCGGUGUGCCUUCUUGAUUUCAAUGACGGGAACGAAAAACAAUAAGUUUCACUUCCAGGCUCACACAUUUCGGUGCAGAUAGAGGGAAAGCGCACCUGCAUCCGAACGAACGAAGAUCCUUUGCGUAACUCGGCGCACCCAUCAUUCGCGAUUCAGGCGAGAUUUUUGUGAACCGUCCGAAACGCACGCAAAAUAAACAAGCCUACACAGUACAGUACAACGCAGCAAGAGAAACCGUAAAAAUGGCUGCACCGAGCAUAGAGCUGGAAAACUUGCGGGCCGAAAUCGAGCGUUUAACGCGAGAACUCGAUCAGGUCAGCAGUGAAAAUGUCCAAUCGGCUAAGUACGGCCUCGUAUUGUUAGAGGAAAAACAGAAUCUGCAGGCCAAAUGCGACGAGCUAGAAUCGUUGUACGAUCACACCAAGCAUGAGCUAGAUAUAACACAAGAGGCAUUACAAAAGUUUCAAAAAACCCAACAAGUCACCACAAAGUCAGGCAUCGAACAGGAGGAUGCGCUUCUCAACGAGUCAGCGGCAAUGGAAAUUUCCCUCAACCAGCAUAUCCUCGAGCUCGAAAGUGAAACUAAGCAAUUGCGCCACGAGCUAGAUAGAGUGACCAACGAGCGAGACCGUAUGUUACAGGAAAAUGCUGAAAUUGGUCGCGACAAGUCUGGAACCGAGGCUGAACGGGCUCGACUGAAGGCAGAACUGAAAGACAUGAAGUACCGUGAGGCGCGCAUGUUGGCUGAUUACUCAGAGCUAGAGGAAGAAAAUAUUUCCCUCCAAAAACAAGUCUCUAGCUUGCGAAGCUCACAAGUGGAAUUCGAAGGCGCCAAACAUGAAAUACGAAGACUUUCGGAAGAAAUCGAACUACUAAAUUCACAGGUAGAAGAGCUUGCCAGUCUUAAGAAAAUAGCCGAAAAACAAAUGGAGGAUGCUUUGACAGCACUGCAGGUUGAGCGCGAGAAUAAAUAUGCAUUGAAGAAGGAACUCGAUACACAUAUCAACCGUGAAUCAAUGUACAAUAUUAGCAAUCUGGCAUAUAGUAUACGUGGAAUGGAAGAAAGUGCACUGAACAGCAGCGAUUGUGAGGAAGAAAUACCAGCGCUAAGGGAUUCCACCUUGAAACGAUUAGAAGCAUCUUUGGAGGCUGAAAGUGCAGAACUUAAAUCACCGGAUGGAACCAAAGUUGAUCUCUUCUCAGAAAUUCAUCUUAAUGAGCUAAAGAAAUUAGAAAAGCAACUGGAAACAAUGGAAAAUGAAAAGCUGUGCUUGACUGCUAACCUGCGCGAUGCACAGCAAAAUCUGGAUAGAAGUCAGAACGAUGUUCAGAACUUUAUGUCCAAACUAUUGGUGAUGGCGGCACAUGUCGACGCUCUUCACAAUCUCAAGAAGCAAAUUCAAAUCGAAGAAAACAUUACAGCAGUUGUUGACAACAAAGACAAGAAAGCAACGGAAAAGCUGAAUGAAGCAAUCUUGCAGUAUUCCAACUGGUUUACUCUAAGCUCUAAAGAAAUUGACACGCUUAGAGCUGACUUGGUAGAACUGCAAAAGGGAUUAAAUUGUUCCGAUGCGAUGACCGUAUUACGCAAUGAAAUUACGAAUCUAAAGAACAAGCUUUUAUCAGUGGAACAGAAAUCCCUUGAUCUACACAGUGAUAUUCAGGUACUAACGUCUCUUUCUCAAACUGCUGGUCAAAGUUUGAAUACAACUCGAAGCAAUCUGAUUGCUUUGAGCGAUGAUUUGGCACAACUGUACCAUUUAGUGUGCACGGUCAACGGCGAAACUCCAAAUAGAGUGUUACUUGACCAUAAGAAUGAUGAUUUAAGGUUCGUUAAGUUAAAAGAUGACGAGAGACUUUUAUCUUAUUUAAAAUAUAUGUUUUACAAAUUUAGCUUCGAAAACGAUUCUCUUACCGCGAUACAAUCACAACUUAAAUCGGACAUUCUCAUCUCUAAACCACACGUAUUUGAGGAUCUACAAGCGCUAAGUGAUGCAGUGGAAGUCCGAAAAUACGUGGAUACGGUGAGUGACCAGAUUCGUUACCUUAAGACUGCCGUCGAGCACACGAUUGAGCUGAACAAGGACAAGGUGGUAACGGAAACAUCUGGGGUAUCAUCCGGAGACGCAAAGGAUGCCAAGGAAGAAAUUGCCGAUCUGCAUGAGCAGAUCAUCAAGCUACGAAGCUUACUAUCGACGAAACGCGAACAGAUUGCCACUCUGCGUACGGUGCUGAAAUCGAAUAAGAACACGGCGGAGGUAGCUUUGACCAACCUGAAGUCUAAAUACGAAAACGAGAAACUUGUUGUGAGCGAUACGAUGUCAAAGUUGCGGAACGAACUGCGCAUACUGAAGGAAGAUGCAGCCACAUUCUCCAGUCUUCGUGCAAUGUUUGCUGCCCGCUGCGAAGAAUAUGUAACGCAAGUAGAUGAACUAACUCAUCAGUUAUCGGCCGCCGAAGAGGAAAAGAAAACCUUGAACCAAUUGCUGCGAUUGGCAGUACAGCAGAAACUGGGUUUAACCCAGAAGCUCGAGGAACUUGAGAUGGACCGGGAGAUGCGCCAUGUAAGAAGACCAGCUGUUUCGCAGCGUGGAGGAGGAGGUGGCGGUGGUGGCGGAAAAUCCGCAUUUUCUCGUGGACAGCCUGCAAGAAAUAGUUUGCAGAAUCCGAAUAGCAACAGUAACAAUUCAAACCAAGCUUUCUUCUAACAUAAGGUGAGCGUGCAGCGCAAAAUUUUGGCCUUCCUUUACACGCUUCUAAAACUCUAGAUGCGUAUGAGUUUUAAAUGUACUGAUAAUAGGUUACUGAGAUACAUCGUCAUGUAUUUUGGUCAAUAGAUAUGCAUUAUUAGCUCUUGUCAAGCAACAAUCGUUCGAGCCUUGCAUCUGUUAAUUGGUAUCCGGGUUUGUUAUCGAUCUUAUUUCUUUCGCGCAAAACUGUACUGUAAGUAUAGUGCUACAGACGACCAGGAAAUCUGCGAUUAAAUAUUCAUAUCGCAUAAAUCACAAGACAAACGCAUGAAUUCGUGGAAUAUCUGGUAAAUCAUUCUACCAAUUAUGAUUCGGGACAAACGCAAUCCCAAGCAACUCGAUUUAAAAUGGAGUGUUUUUUUUAAAAUAAAUGCAUUAAAUGUAUAUCCAUCCACGAGUGAACGAGGUAGGUUAGAUUGCGAUAUACUACUCGUAGAUAAGAAAACGUACUGAGAAGCAUAAAUGGCGUCCGAUAAAACACAUAUUUACGUGUUUUAAAUGUCUAUAUUUAUUUAAAUCAAUUGACUCUAAUGGCAGCAUAUGUUUUCCUAAACUUGUUUUCCUAAAAAAAAAAGAGCAUGCAAAGGGAACGGAGAAACAUGUAAACGCCAAAAACCAGUUUUCUGAAAAACUGGGACUCAUUACAGAGCUAAUCAAAUCCCAACUGUUAGAUGAAUAAAAGCUAAUAUAACUGGAUAGCGUAUAUACGCAAGUAAAAUGUAUAAUAAAGAUAGUUUUUCGCAUAACAAGCAAGUCCUUAUACAGGAGAACAACAUAAUGUUUGCAAUGGACAGGAUUCAGGCAAAUGCAAUUGUGUAGUAAGUGAGCGAAUCUUGGUCGAAGAAGAUAUGAAAUAUUUGGACCAAUCUAAUUCACAACACAGUCACAUCUAAUUCACAUCCUGACUUAUUAUCUUUCGCUAACUCGUAGUGCUAAAAUAGAUCCAAUAUUAGAUGUCACAGAUUUUUUUUUUCAAUAGAACCUUAUUAGUCGUUUGCGGAUCGGGUACUCCUUCAUCUGUUGCUGUUGAACUCCAUUUCAGUACCAUUUUGGUCUUCCUUUAGUUAUUAGGAAGGUAUUACUAUGGUAACGAAAUCGAUAGCAAUUUCAUUACAGCAUACGACCUGUCCUAGGUAACUCAAAUGACACACAAGUAAUACUUAUCUGUCCAAACGUAGUCUAAUAAGGAUGAAUGUAAGUUGUGAUGUUAUUUCGGUUAUCACUACAUAAUUCCCAAAACAUUUAACGUAAAUCAGAGCAAAUAAAGGAAUAACAUUAUUUCAGAAAGGGAUAAGUGAAGAAUUUUAUGUCCUGUGAGUUGAGUAGAUUCGAAAAAUGAGGACGAUUGCAAAAUUUAUUAUUUCCAUGAUACCAUUGUGUACUUGAGCCUAAUAAUGUCUUCUUAAAUUGCAAAAAUAUCUAUUCGUCCAAAAAUUUUAAGACAACACUUUUAUAGACACGAAUUCGUUUGUCAUUUGUUAAAAAAUGAAAAUAAAUUAAAUUACACAAGUUACAAAAGCAAAUCUACAAGCUACAAGCUACAGAGUUACGAAAGUUUGUAGAACGAAGUAGCAAUACCGAUUGUGGAACGUAGACACGUCUUAUAGAACUCUAGUGCAUUGCAAGGUAGAGCACCCAAAAAAUGAUGAAUUAUAAAAAAGACUACCGAGCCAUAUAUUUAUUAUAAUAAAUGGGCCGAAACUUAAGCAACAUGUAAAACAGGAACACAGGAGAAUGUUAUUAUAUUAAAAAUAAUAGAAAUGCAAAUUUAGAAAAACCACCAGUCCAUGCAGGAAACGAACAGUUCAAGAAUCAUUGAAAAGAAAUUUGAACAAGAAGGGUCUUGUAAAGCAGUACAUACUUAUUGGGUAUUAGCUGCAUUGUUAUGGAAGACAAAAUAUGUAAUAACAAUGAACAAAUAUGAAUCCAUUAUCACCGUCCCUUUUUGGAAACAAUGAGAUUUAUGCGAUCGAUAUUAUAAUAUACGAAACAGAAUAAUGAUCGUAAAAUUGGUUUAGUAUGAAAAAAAUAAAAUUGAAGAGAAAAAUCUAGGUUGGUCCAUCUUAACUGCUUCUAAAUUGAAACAAAUGAAAAGUAGAUAUAAUAUAA
Anopheles aquasalis is the source of this 5051-nucleotide messenger RNA. It is a transcript of the gene BicD, whose product is annotated as Microtubule-associated protein Bicaudal D. Gene Ontology annotation, molecular function: dynactin binding; cytoskeletal adaptor activity; dynein complex binding. Gene Ontology annotation, biological process: protein localization to organelle; microtubule anchoring at microtubule organizing center; regulation of microtubule cytoskeleton organization. The record is from RefSeq and is a predicted model, not a curated record. Lineage: Eukaryota; Metazoa; Arthropoda; Insecta; Diptera; Culicidae. Gene Ontology annotation, cellular component: cytosol; Golgi apparatus.